This is a messenger RNA of Ctenopharyngodon idella (grass carp), 1677 nucleotides long. It is a transcript of the gene ntmt1, whose product is annotated as N-terminal Xaa-Pro-Lys N-methyltransferase 1. Bases 121 to 852 code for a protein of 243 amino acids. Gene Ontology annotation, biological process: N-terminal protein amino acid methylation. Gene Ontology annotation, molecular function: N-terminal protein N-methyltransferase activity. Gene Ontology annotation, cellular component: cytoplasm. The record is from RefSeq and is a predicted model, not a curated record. The transcript has 4 exons. Lineage: Eukaryota; Metazoa; Chordata; Actinopteri; Cypriniformes; Xenocyprididae.
GGGAAACACGACAGUCAAAUAAGGAAAUGACGUGCGGUGUUCGGCAUUUCUGUUUUGAGAAGCAAGGGGAGCUAGGAAAGCCUUCAUGGGGCAGUUCUGCUACAAUUGUUAAGUCGUGAUAUGACCGAUUGUAAGAAACGACAGUCAGCGAGGGCACGAAAGCAAAGGAGUUGCUCAAAGAUGGAAGACUGCUUGAUAGAAGACCAGACAACCUUUUACUCGAAGGCAGAACACUACUGGAAGGAAGUCCCGCCCACUGUGGAUGGAAUGCUGGGAGGUUAUGGCAGCAUUUCCAACAUUGACAUUAAUGGCUCCAAAAAGUUUCUUCAAAAAUUCCUUGGGGAAGGCCAGGGUAAGACCGGGACAGGCUGUGCUCUGGACUGUGGAGCUGGAAUUGGCCGUAUCACCAAGCGGCUGCUCCUGCCGCUCUUUCGUACAGUGGACCUAGUGGAUGUGACGCAGGAGUUCCUGGAUAAAGCUCGUACAUACCUGGGUGAGGAAGGCAAGCGGGUGGAGAACUACUUCUGCUGUGGCCUGCAAGAUUUUCAACCCCAGCCAGAACGUUAUGAUGUCAUAUGGAUUCAGUGGGUGAUUGGUCAUUUGACCGACGACCACCUGGUGGAAUUCCUGAGGCGUUGCCGGAGCGGUCUGCGUCCAGAUGGCCUGAUUGUGGUGAAGGAUAAUGUUGCGUAUGAGGGUGUAAUACCUGAUGAUGUAGACAGCAGUGUGUGUCGGAACCUGAAUCUACUACGUCACCUGGUAUCCAAGGCUGGACUCAACAUCAUCUGUGAGGAGCAGCAGCAGAACUUCCCUGAGGAGAUCUAUCAGGUUCACACUCUAGCGCUCAGAUAGCUGCAAGCAUUGCAGGAGCAUGUUUUUGUGUUUUUGUUCUGAAGCCAAUGAUGUCAAAGGAAAUUAGGAUCAAUGUUAGCUACACAAGAAGCUGCGUGUUACUGUCAGUGUGAUCGCCGUUUUUUUAAAAAGGCACAAGACUUGAAGGUGAUAUUGGGAGCUUGGGAUUUUACCUCAAGAGUUUGUAAUAUGGCAGCUAGGGCUCAUAGCUGUCAUGAAUGUGAAUGUAAAAGUGGCGAAUGGUAGCUUUUCAGAGAUCCAAACAGCUUCACACUCCAGUUCAUCCUCGGUUUGAAGUCUUCUGUCUGACUCAGCAAGGUUGGAAAAAUAUGUGGAAGAUAGGAACAAUCAAGAAAAAAUGUAAACCUCACACACUGCUUCAUUUUUAGCUGUGGGUGCGCUAAAGACGAAAGAAGGGAUAGUUCAGCCUAAAAUGAAAAUUGUCAUCAUUUUGUCACCCUCAUGUCAUUCAGAACUUUCCUCUGAUGAAUAUAAAAUAUAUUUAUGAUAGUGUUUUUUUUUUUUUUUUUUGUCCAUACAAUGGAAGGUCAUUGGUCUGGUUACCAACAUUCUUCAAAAUGUUGUCAUUUGUGUUAGACAGUCAUACGGACAGAAUUUUCAUUUUGGGGUGAUCUAUCCCUUUAAGACUAUUUAAUCAGAGUUUAGCACGUCUGUGGCACUGAACGAUGUGUGUAAAACCUUUUAAUAACUUAUUUGAGAAUUUGAAUGUUCCAUUUUAAUAUGUGUGAAUUUACAGCUGUUGACAGAAAACUCUCAACUGAACCAUGUUGUAUUUUGCCUUGAAUAAAUUAAUAUUUUGGAGCA